Molecule: messenger RNA, 1467 nt
Organism: Malassezia pachydermatis
Lineage: Eukaryota; Fungi; Basidiomycota; Malasseziomycetes; Malasseziales; Malasseziaceae
Product: aspartyl aminopeptidase
Exons: 7
Coding region: 1-1467 (488 amino acids)
Biological process (GO): proteolysis
Cellular component (GO): fungal-type vacuole
Molecular function (GO): zinc ion binding; aminopeptidase activity
Source: RefSeq, a predicted model, not a curated record
AUGACUGUCCUCCCCCUAACGAAAGGCCCCGCUGUUCCGGCGGCGGCACGUAGGUUUAUGCAGUAUGUCGAGGCUAGUCCCUCGCCUUUCCAUGCGACCGCCUCCAGUGUCGCUAUGCUGGAGCAGGCGGGGUUUACCAAGCUGCAUGAACACCAAAGUUGGGAUGAAAAGCUGUACUUGGGAGGCCGAUACUACUACCAGCGAAACCAGUCGUCUGUGGUCGCCUUCGUGAUCGGCAAGCAGUACCAGCCAGGAAGCGGCGUCCAUGUGGUCGGCGCGCAUACCGACUCGCCCAACCUGCGUAUUCGUCCCGUAUCCAAGCGCAGCAAGGAAGGGUACCUGCAGUGCUCUGUCGAGACCUACGGUGGUGGUCUUUGGCACACCUGGUUUGAUCGUGACUUGAGCUUGGCCGGCCGCGUAAUUGUGUCGACUAGUAAGGAUCACAACCAAUUCGAGUCGCGUUUGGUGCACAUUCGUCGUCCCCUACUACGUGUACCUACGCUAGCGAUCCACUUGAACCGAUCUGCGAACGAGGCCUUCAAGUUUAACCAGGAAGAGCAGCUUCAGCCGAUCUUCGGGCUGGCUGACCAGCUGAACCAGCCUAGCGUUUCUAGUGAUGUGCAAGCCAGCAGCGCCGUAGGCACGCCCAGCAUGGCGAGCAAACACCACCCAGCGCUCCUUCAACUCCUAGCGCACGAGUUGGAUGUGCCUGUGGACUUUAUCCAGGACUUUGAGCUCAGCUUGUUCGACACGCAGCCCCCUGCGGCCGGCGGUGUGAACAACGAAUUCAUCUUCACGCCGCGUGUGGACAACCAAAUGAGCUGCUUCUGCUCUACGGAGGCGCUCAUUGCCUCUGUAGUCGACCUGGAUGCACUGGAGAAGUCCAAGAGUAUUCGUGCCAUCGCAUUGUUUGACAACGAGGAAGUAGGCUCCGUGUCGAACCAUGGCGCGGAGAGCAACCUGCUAUGGAGCUUGAUCCAGCGCUUGGCAGGCUUGCAAGUCCCUGGUGUGCAGACCAGCGCUGUCUCGUCCACGGAGCUGGUCGAGCAAAGCCUCUCGCGCUCGUUCCUCAUUAGCUCGGACACGGCCCAUGCGGUGCAUCCCAAUUAUGCUUCGAUUCACGAAGAUCAUUUACGUCCUAAAAUGAACGCAGGUCCUGUCAUCAAGACCAAUGCCAAGCAGCGAUAUGCAUCGACAGCCAUCACAACGUUCCUUCUGCGCCGUGUAGCCCACCGUGCGGGCGUGCCCGUGCAAGAGUUCGAGGUGCGCAACGACUGUGCGUGUGGCAGUACCAUCGGACCUAUGCUCUCCAAGAAUGUACGCACGGUCGAUAUUGGCAACUCGCAGCUUAGUAUGCACUCAAUUCGCGAGGUGUGUGGCUCGCACGACAUCGACUACAAGAUCCGUCUCUUCACCGAGUUCUUCCGCUCGUUCGACGAGAUUGACACCGAGUUGUAUGUCGACUAA